CCGUGGCGCAGCGCUCCCGCCCCGCUGCCGCAGAGGGUGCGGGGGGCUGCCCCGCUGCCUCCCGCCCCCCGGGGCGGGCAGAGCCCCCCGCGGCCCCGCGCUGGCGGCGCCCCCGCGGCGGGCUGGCGGCGGGGGAGGGCCGGGGGAGGCGCAUGGCGGGGCGGCAGCGGUAUAUGCCGCUCCGCGCCGGGGCCGCGCUCAGACCGGCCGCCGCUCCCCAGCCGCCCGGAGCCGCCCUCCGCCAGGAGUUGCAGUUCGUCUCCGAUCCCCUUGGGAUUUAAACCGUCUUGCAUAUCUAUCUAUCUAUUUUUUUUAAUUUUUUUUUUUUUUUAUUCCUUCCUCCUCCUCUUUUUCUCCCGUGCAAAGUGGAGAAGGAGCUGCACCAAGGCAGCCCGCGAGAUCUUGCAAUAUCGCUCCGAUUCCUCACCACUGCUAUUAUUCCUAAUUAAUUAUUAUUAUUAUUAUUAUUAUUUUUAACCUCACCCCAGCCGGGGAGGGAAGCGGGACCGUUCUCAGCAAGAGAAACAUUUCGAUCCGUACCAAUAAAGAUUUUUUUUUUAAUUUUUAUUUUUAAUUUCCUCCCCCUCCCCCCCCCCCGUUUUUGAGGCAGGGGGAGAGCGUGGCGAGAGCGCGGGGUGCGGGGGGGGAGCGGCCGGCGCACCCGCGGAGCCGGCGCGGAGCGGGAGGCCGCGGCGGCGGGGGGAGGCGGGCCCCGGGCCCCAGCGCCGCCCGCCCGAGGGGGGCCAGCCGCCCAGACAGGUGAUGGGCGUUUCGGCUGCGCUCCGGAUCGACUCCUUGGGUUUCACUUUGGUCUGAUCUAAGCAAAUAUGCAGAAGUACCGGCUGGUCUAGUCCCGGGAGCCAAGAGGAGCGGGGGAGCGGAGCGCAGCGCGGCCGCGCUCCCGCAGCCGGGGGGAUCCUACCGAGCGCGGAGCCGGCCCCGCCGCCCCGAGGCAGCCCCGGCCCGCCCUGGAUGCGGCGGAGCCCCGCGCCGCCCCGCCGCCGUGCCCCCGAGGGAUGGUCCUGAAUUUCUGCGCGGCAGGAGCCGGCCUGCAGCUCCGCUCCAUCGCCUCCCCGCCGCCCCCCAAGUGCACCAGACCGCGAUGAGGACCUGGGCUUGCGUCCUGCUGAUAGGGUUUGGCUACCUGUCCUUCACCGGCUCCGAGGAGGCCGAGAUCCCGCAGGAGCUGAUCGAGCGGCUGGCGCACAGCGAGAUCCACAGCAUCCGCGACUUGCAGCGCCUCCUGGAGAUUGACUCCGUAGGAUAUGAGGAUGUUUCAGAGACAAACUUGAGGUCUUAUAGCGUUCAUUCUGCUAAACAUGUGCAAGAGAAUCGUCCUGUGCCCAUUCGCAGAAAAAGAAGCAUUGAGGAAGCCAUCCCGGCUGUCUGCAAAACACGGACGGUUAUAUAUGAGAUACCUCGGAGUCAGAUCGAUCCCACCUCUGCCAACUUCCUGAUAUGGCCGCCCUGCGUGGAGGUGAAGCGCUGCACGGGCUGUUGCAACACCAGCAGCGUGAAGUGCCAGCCCUCGCGGAUACAUCACAGAAGCGUCAAGGUGGCAAAAGUGGAAUAUGUUAGAAAAAAGCCAAAAUUAAAAGAAGUUCUGGUGAGAUUAGAAGAGCAUAUGGAAUGCACCUGUACAUCAUCAAAUACUAAUUCAGAUUAUAGAGAAGAAGAAACUGGCGAGCCCGAGGCAUGGAGAAAUGACUGUGCAAGGUCACACAGCAAGGCUAUGGCAGGACCAGGGAUAGGACUCAGAUCUGAGUGCUCAUCCAGUGCCCUAAAUCCCACGACCAUCUUCCCUUUCCAAGAAUGAAUCCUUGCACCCUUAGAGCUAAAUACUGAAAAGAUUGAGGGUAAGUCAUUUUGCCUAAUUAUUGUGCAUUGGAUACUUGAUCAAAACCACUGCCGUAUCGUCAGAGAAUGUAGUGACUGAUGAAAAUCCAGCUUUCUGGCCAUGCAGUUGUGCAGCCUUUUAUGCUGUCAUGAGCUAGUCAUUUCCCGCAUCUCUGAGGAGUCAACCUUUCGUGACUUACAGUGACAGUUAUGCACAUAGAACAAGUCAAGACUCAGAUUUUAUGGGAAUUUACAAAAAUUCAGUGGACAAUUUUCAUUGUACUUCCCUUCAGUUCAGCGUCUCUCACUCCUUUUAUGGUGUGGGUAACAUUUCCUAAGGGAACUGUUUUUAUCGUGGGCCCAAUCCUGAAUUUUUUUCCCAGGCCCUAACGUGGAAAAGCACUUUAAGCGGUGCCUGUGUUUGCCCUUCCUCAAACCGGUGCCUGAGCGUGCUUGUAACUUCAGACAAACAUCCCAUUGACCUCGGGCAAAUGGAGCAGAGUCGAUGCUGUAUUCCUGUUUUUGAGUAGGGUGUGCCUUCCCGACCCGGGGAUUCCAGUUGUGGGAUGGGGGUCUUCGUGCUCCUAGAGAGUUGAACUAUGUUUUAAGCAACUCCAAAGAUGAAGUAACAAGACCAGAAUAUACAACUAGAAAACCAGCUGGGAGAAUUGCACUCGCUUCUGCUCCUAUGAAGGUUGCCAUUUUGAAAUACAUAUUUGUUCUUUUUCGGGAAAGUACUUUUCCUGGUGUGGGUGGAUUCGGGACUGCAAUUACUGAUGCCAGUGAUCCCAUUUAAAAUUAUCUUUUUAUGUACCUCAGAGAAUAUAAUUUGAGAACUCACAGUCAUAUCCAUAACAGACAAAUUUGAGAUGAGAAAAAAUAAUGAGCGUGAAUUUCACGUGAAAAAUGGCAGUUUUUAGUUUAGGAAAAAAAAAAGGAGUUAGAAAACAAAAUGAACAAGACCAAAAGGUUGUCUGUUCAUUUUUCAGUUGUGGAAUGUUACCUGUCCCUUUAGUCAUUCGAAUUAUUUGCUGCAUCAGACUAAAUUAUGUGCUGAAGUCGCUCACUACAACACGUAAAAAGUUAUGGCUGGUUCUCGUUGAGCUGCUCCCUAUUAUCACGGCAUAUGACUGCGAGGUGGGGCCUGCAAUCACAGUUGUAAAUCAAAGACCAAGUCAUAGGUUAGGUACUGUUUUCCUUAGAUACUGUCUCUAAGUUUGUUUUCUGUGUGCUGGUCUCUUGCGUGACGUUUGGUGAGCUUUUCAGUUAGGUGUAAAGUCAAGAAUGAUAGUUCCCAACCUGAAACUAAGGAAGUGCUUACUCCUAACCUUGUUCCUAAUCAAUAGAUUAAAUUCUGGCAACAGCCUGGUGGUAGAAUUUCUGUCACUGAAGGUUUCAGUGUCGUAUUCUUCCAGUGUUCUUCUUCCCCUACAGGGGAAUUCAAUCAUUAUUACAUUCGACUCAUUAGCGGGCCAUCAAAUCUGACUUGGUUCGAGUUUCUAACAUCUAAAAAUUUCUGUUUGGUCUGAUAUUUGUGUAUGCCAAAUGUCUUCCAGGAUCUUAGAUAAAAAUACACAAAGAAAGGCUGAUUUGGGUACUUCAGCAGAAAAGAAAUGCACAUAAUGAAGGCUGGAGUAGUCCCUCAAGCAGGGAAAUACAGAGCCAAGCCUGUAACGAGUGUUGCACGCUCAUCUUCCCAAGAUCAGACCUGGUAUUUUGGCCUCUACGUGCUAUCUUUGAUCUUGCAUAAUGAAGGCAACUGGUUUUACUGUCCAUCUUUGAAAUUGAGAGUAGCUGUUAAGAUCAGAUAUGCAAAAACCAGGAGCACCCAGAGAUGCAGUGGGCCCAUAGCGCUUGAAAUCCCCCAGGGAUUUUGAAAACGUCUUGAUUCUUGAAAGCAAUCACAAAGAAGUAGAAGAAAAGCAUUUUAAACACUUCUGAAAAUCCCACCCCAGUUAAUUUGGCAGGUGAAAAAAGAAUCCAGGAAAUACACUACACCUAAUGAUCAUUCAGUAAGAAAGUAGGUGUUCAUGGAAAAUGCUCAUGCUUAAAUCUUUCAGCAGUUAAUGAUCAUCUUUAUAGACCAUAAUACUUGAAUACGUCACUUAUCGAUACAUCAGGGCUUGGAUGAACUUUGAGUCGUAUGAAAAUGGGACACUCCUCAUGCCAAUGGGAGCUCUUUGUUCUAGUAACUCAUCAACCAAUUACAUAAUUGGCCAGGUCACUGGCUUGCAUAAAUAGGUACAACUCCAGUGACUUCGCUGGAGAUGACAGUUACCUGAGAACUGACCCGAAAGUCUUGCCACGAAGUAGAUAAUGGGUUCAUAUUUUGCUGUUUAGUGGUUUUGUAAAAAUAGACUAAUUUCCUGGAGCAGUUAAAACAAGAAAACCUGGAAAAGCAAUUUCCCACAGAGACUCAUCCACACUGGAAUUUGCCGAGGUCCCCGGACAUGAACAUGUGCUGUUCGAAAACAUAAACCAGCAACUUUGUUUAGGGAAGCCUCUGACCUGUCAAAAAUGUAAAGCAUUUGUUACCAGACUUUUCCUUGGCAAUUAGCGGGUAGAAUUACUCAUAGAAAUUGUUUUGUUUGCUCACAAGGGGAGAAGCAAGACAUAAAUUCAAGAUAUCCCCAGUUUGACCACAAGAAAGAAGACUGUUGAGAGGGGGCCUGUGGGUGAAGUGCUGAGCGGCCUCAGCUCCCUUUGGGGAUGAACUCAACUUGUAGACCUCAGUGAAGUAUCAAGAGCCCUCCAGAAUUGCUGGACAUCCCCUGGCUGGGAUUUUUUCCAGCAGUCUAAGGGGUUUGAGCAUCCAAUUUGAACUCAUUUGUACAAGACUUUCAAUAAACCACAGUUGGCUUCAAACCCCCUCUCUCUGUGUCCUACAGAGAGACUAAUUUUGACUCCAGGCUCUUGCCGUGAGCGUCGCCGUCCUUUCCAAGGUAGCCUUGCUCAAGCCCCAGGUUAGGUGUCUGCUGUUCAGUGCAGGUGUUUCCUAGCAGUGACUUUCCAAGCGCCUGUUGCCUGCCCCAUUCACUGCUGGGACAGCCUGACAUUUCAGCUGGGGAGUCCUCCUUACUCCAGCCAUGCUUCACAUUCAGGGUGCAGCACUUCAGGGGAACCAGGAGAUGCCUCCUUGUGCUCCAACAGUCCUGCCUGAAGACACAUCCUCCCUGGCUGCCACCGAGCACUGCAGUUUCUCCCUUUCCCCCUUGCCUUGAGGGCUGAUGGCUCCCCAAUGCCUAUCUGUCCUUCGUGCAGGGGCGGGUCUCGUGGUGCAAGAUGUGGUUGAGGAGACCUGGUGUCUACUUGGCAGCAAGAUUCCCGUGCAGACUGGGCUCUGUGCUCAUACACUUGGGAGUGAAGACCCUUCUUGGUGCAAACUCACCCACAGUCAAAUAAGCUGCUCAGAGGUCUCCUUGGAGCCAGGAAGCUACUCAAAGACGUCAUCAGGAUCUGUAUUCUCCCUUGGCUGCAAUGGGUUUCCACAGCAAAAGUGACAGAAGCAGUUUAUCACAGACAGAUAGAGUGGUUUCUUUAACAGGCCAUGUAUGAGUCCUGCAGGUUAAUGCUCAGCUUGCAUACUUUACUGAUUGCCACAAAUCCUGCUUUUAAAUCAGAUUGUCACUACUUGUUCAGGGAUGUCUCAUUCCCUUACGUGCACUUCAGAAGACCUUGCCUGGCACCUUGUAUCCAUUUGUUGGGAAGAGCCUGCGGGCCGGUCCAAGAUGGUUAGGCUGUGUCUGCAGAUCUGAUGGGGGUUUGGGGACCUUGCAGCCGGGGUUAGCGAGCGCGGAUGUUUCCUGUUAGCUCCCUGCAUUCCCCUAAGUUGUGAUUCAGCAGGAGAGUCAGUGGAAAGUUGAACUUGAGGCAUGUGAGAUGUUUCUUUGAAGUUACUCGUGCUUGAAGUUAGGCGUGAUCUGAGUUGGCUGGCUCAGCUGAAGCCCUGAAGAACCUACUGUGCUAGCAGAGCGCAAGCUUAGUCUCUUCCUUUUAUGCGUUGCCUGGAGUGAUGGUAGUUUCAGAAGCCGUCUGCAGCCUUGCAGUAAACUCUUCCAUAGUACUGAGGGAAAUCUUUAACUAUUCAGUGGCUUUCUGUCACCAAGCUCAGCUCGGCUGGAAAGCCCAUGGCAGUGCCUGCCCUCUCUGGGCCUCUGAGGGCUCUUCCUUCCUUAUUUUCUUUAGCAGGUUUCUUUUCUAAGGCAAGUGAAAAAAAAAAAUCUCAAAAUAGUACCUUAAAAAGGUGGGAAAUCAAGCAGAUCAUAUAAUCUUGAUUCCUUUAUCUCGCUUAAUUAAGGAGAGGUUUGCCAAUAGUGAUCUGGUAUUUCCUAAAACAAGCAUACGUGAAGAACACUUUGAGCAACUUCAAAAGAAUUUUCAGGCUAGAUCAGGAAAAGAUAAAACCAGAAGUGGAAACUUCUAAUACACUUUAUAGCUCAUUACUUACAGGAAGUACAUUGUUGCAUAGGAUACUAAUGAAUUCUGCAGGAUGAGGUUUCCAAAUGGAAAAAAAAAUGGCACCUUCUGUAUGUUGGAGGAAAGGUCUCAGGGUUCUUUCAGUUAUGGUAGUUGCGCAGUUGAUGGGCACAGUCCUAUCAGCUGGAAAGUUUCUGUUUCUGGGAAGAGGCUUUUUAAAGUUUCAGGUGUGCACGCCGGCGAGUUUCUGUAGCAACUUCCUGGUCCAGCUGCAGAAAGUGAUAAAGGGAAUGGUAAAGGUCUAUCUGGUUUUCAGCUGCCCUGUUCUGCACCCUGGGAGGCAGAAGCCCCGCAUUGCCUGUGCCUGGCUGCAGGCAGGACGGCAGGAGAACGUUUGAAUGACUAAGGAUGGACGCGGUAACAUUGGUGCUGAUGUUCUCAAGCGGGCAGCGAGGCCAGCCAAGUGAGCAGAGCAGAAUGCUCAGAUACUCAGGAUGCUCAUAUUUACCAGUGACACUUGUCUGGAAAAUUCAUAUUUGGCAGACUCACUCUUAAUUAACUCAAUUUAAGAAGUAAUCCUAAAAUCCUGGGCUUGUACCAAGGCCUGAAUCCCAAGCUACUGGAUUUACUGUGGGUGAGUUGGUGCUCUCAGAAGUGCUGUGAAACAGGAGUAUUUCAUAUUCCUAAAGCCUCCAGAGAUCCUACAGAUGACAAUUAAGGGCUUUGUAGUGUUUCAAGAGUUCCCUGGUGUAAGCGGGCCCCUCGACGGUGACCAGAGAGUGGAGGGGCUGUGUCCGGACAUGCUGUCCCCAGGGUAGGACCAGCCGGUGUUGGCUGCACCGGUGUCACAUGCAGGGUUUUGCAGACACGCAGGUCACCCUGCUGUCCUCCACCAUGGGGACACGUCCCCCGCCAGCCCUUGUAUUUCACUCCGACUGGAAGGAUAGCUUUGCUCUAUGUAUGAACAUAUUUUAGGCAGGACUGAAGCACACGGGCGGUGAAGCUUGGGCAUUUUUUUCUUCAAUACCAGCAGGCUUUUUAACUAUUGGGUUAGUUGUUCUUUGUAGCUUCAGGCACCUAGAUACUGCUGAACUUGUCACUGGAGGGCUGUCUUACUGAAAAUCAAGAGGUGCUUGCCCUUGUGAAAGUUUCUGCUUGUGCUUGGAAGUGAGAUUUGGGCUCCUAAAUCACAAAGAUGCUUUUGCAAAUGUUGUAUCUGUCUUUCUGCUUCUCUGUAAAUCAACCUGCUUGGCCUGAGCUGAAUGUUUCAAUAAUAAACAGCUGAAGGACA
Messenger RNA from Chroicocephalus ridibundus (black-headed gull), 7543 nucleotides. RefSeq names its product platelet derived growth factor subunit A (gene PDGFA). The transcript is spliced from 6 exons. Gene Ontology annotation, molecular function: growth factor activity; platelet-derived growth factor receptor binding. Gene Ontology annotation, biological process: positive regulation of cell migration; positive regulation of phosphatidylinositol 3-kinase/protein kinase B signal transduction; positive regulation of cell population proliferation. The record is from RefSeq and is a predicted model, not a curated record. Bases 1103 to 1816 code for a protein of 237 amino acids. Gene Ontology annotation, cellular component: membrane. NCBI's taxonomy places the organism in Eukaryota, Metazoa, Chordata, Aves, Charadriiformes, Laridae.